AUGCCGUCGCUUAAUUUGACAGCUGUGCACACAAUGGCAGAGGUCGGGAGUUUUCUGGGGACAAUCGACUUGGAUUUACAAAGCUUUCCUGCUCUCGGGAAUAUGCCCUUACCGGAGAGCCCAGUGGGCUUGAAUGAGCGGCUGGGGCAGAUUGAAGGGAGGCUGCAGCGGGGGUCGCCGACGGAUUUCGGGCACCUCAAAGGGAUCCUGAGGCGGCGGCAGCUCUACUGCAGGACCGGCUUCCAGCUGGAGAUAUUCCCCAAUGGGACAGUGUAUGGGACACGACAGGAUCACAGCAGAUUUGGUAUCCUGGAGUUCAUCAGUCUGGCAGUGGGUCUGGUCAGCAUCAGAGGGGUGGACGCUGGACUCUACCUCGGCAUGAAUGAGAAAGGAGAGCUCUAUGGGUCGAAGAAGCUGACAGCAGAAUGUGUGUUCAGGGAGCAGUUUGAGGAGAACUGGUACAACACGUACGCUUCAACUCUGUACAAGCACACGGACACAGGACGCUUCUACUACGUGGCCUUAAACAAAGACGGCUCGCCCAGGGAGGGCAACAGGACUAAAAAACAUCAGAAACUCACCCACUUCUUACCCCGGCCAGUGGAGAUUGAAAAGAUCCCGCAGGCGUACAGGGACUUAUUCCAGUACAGGUGACCAGAGCUUACACCUGGAGAACUGGUUACAGCCGCAGGAACAGAAAUACCAGAAGAGGAAAGAGGGGGUGUUGUGGAUAUUUUGGACCUGGUACAGAACUGUUUACCCUCAGCUCCCCCUGAGGUCACUGUGUUUGCACCUCGGCCCACUGCCAAGCACUGACAUAAACAUUGUGCAUGUUCCUGGAUGUCGGCAGAAAAAUUGUUGUAAAACCACUGCAUGGACGGAGGAGGCCCGCAUGAC
Molecule: messenger RNA, 897 nt
Organism: Centropristis striata (black sea bass)
Lineage: Eukaryota; Metazoa; Chordata; Actinopteri; Perciformes; Serranidae
Gene: fgf16
Product: fibroblast growth factor 16
Exons: 3
Coding region: 1-654 (217 amino acids)
Biological process (GO): animal organ morphogenesis; positive regulation of cell population proliferation; positive regulation of protein phosphorylation
Cellular component (GO): cytoplasm
Molecular function (GO): fibroblast growth factor receptor binding; growth factor activity
Source: RefSeq, a predicted model, not a curated record